Molecule: messenger RNA, 3263 nt
Organism: Microbotryum saponariae
Lineage: Eukaryota; Fungi; Basidiomycota; Microbotryomycetes; Microbotryales; Microbotryaceae
Source: the annotation of a GenBank genome assembly
AUGGCCGCCGCAGUGCGCAUGACGCGGCGAGGCUCAGCGGGUCUCCCUCUCGACCGAACGACAGCUUCGAGCCUUCCUCGAGGGACACGAACGAACGCGGCGUCGCUGUUGAUGGGUUCCGCGGGCACGGCGAAGAAGAGGAAGAAGGUACCCGAGGAGACGGAGGAUGAAGAUAUGAGGUUGGAGAGUGAGCAGAGGGCACGCAGGGGGUCGACGAACAAGACUCAGACGAAGGGGUUUUAUGAUGAGCAGACGACGGAUGAGGAGGAGGAACAAAGAGAAGAGGAGCAGGAUGUCGAGCUGGAGGAUGAGGAAGCUGAGGAAGAGGAUCACGACGAGGCAGAGGAGGACGGCGAAGAGAUAGAAGAAGAGGAAGAAGGGGAAGAUGCCGAGGAAGAAGAUGUUGAUGAGGAGAUGCCAGAAGGUACGUUGUGCUGGAAAACUGCUUUGGUCUCGUACGAUGGCGCGCUGACCGCAGUGCGACCUGUACCCACAGACGAUCACUUUCACAUCCACGAGGCAACAUUGACCCAUCUGCGGCGACUACGACGCGACGAGCUUGUGCGCCUCUAUCGGAUCGCAUCUGGUGCCGAGGAAGAAGAUGCCGAGGCACUGCACAAGGACGACCUCAUCACACUGCUACUUGAAACACGCGGCCAAACUGCCGUCUGCGCGACCGAAUCCGACGGCGAUGCCGAAGAGGACUCGGAUCGCGAUUCGCCCCGGCCUUUCACGAGCCAAGAGACGUCGCCUGCCCUCGAGUCGGACGAUGACGAAGGUAGUUCUCCUCGGAAGAAGGCGCGAUCGAGCGGAUCCCAAAGGGGUGGUCGAACGAGGAAGGACCGUCGAGCCAUCACACCGCCCACAAGUCAUUCGGUUGUCUCUGUCGCCAGCUCGGAGGACUACGAGGCAGAGAAAGCUGUUGCUCCCAAGAAGACGACACGGGGUCGUUCCUUGUCUGACUUCAAGGUCAGCGGCGGCGCCUCUUCAAGACCGAUGACGCGACGGCAGAGCCACGAUGUCGUUCCCACACACGCUUCGACGUCUGCGUUCCCGGUCGUGACCCCGGCUUCGUUACCGGGGAGGAGGAUGACGCGUCGGCAUUCGCAUACGAUCGAGGUCGACGGGCAGGACAAGGCGAACAACUCGUUGCGACACACAAGGAACGCGAGCAAGAGCUCGAAGGGCAAGAACAAGGCUGUCACGUUCGAUGAGGAUGACGAAACUCACUACGCGAGCUCACCCAUCGCCCAUCGGACACGAGGAGGCUCGCUCGCCCCGCCCGACACGAUCCGACCGAACGGAGUUGCCGGAAGAGCGGCGAAAGCCAAAGCGGUGGAGAAGAUCGUCAAGCGCGGCGAGAGGCAUUCCCAGCGCCGGCCGACUCGCAGCGAGGUCGUCCACGAUGAUUGGCCGCAGGACGAGAGGAUGGGUCCAAAUCCGGACUCCGACUUUGAGGACGACGAUGAAUAUGAGGACGUGUUUGGUACGGGUCGCCUUUCGAGGAAGACUCGGCCAAGUCAGGCGACUCCGUCAGACGCCGACGAAGAAAGUGGGGGCGACUAUGCCGUUGACCAUGCAUUGUUCUCCGAAACGGACGAGGAACGAGAAACGACCGAGGUCACUUCGUACCUUCGUGCGCCGAGGCAGCUGCGCAACGGCAAGGUCGUACCCCUAAAAGGAGGGAGGCGGACGCGUAAGCGGGCAGACGAUAAGGAAGAGGAAACUGAGGACGGGGAUGAUGAUGAUGACGACGACGACGACGAGGAGGAGGAGGAGGAAGAAGAAGAAGAGGAAGAGGAAGAAGAAGACGAGGAGAUGGCCCACGAUGAUGACGUCGAUCUUGCCAACGCAACGUCCAAGAGUUUGUUGCGGCAUCGCAAGGACGACUUGGUACGCUUAUGCGAAGAACGCGAGCUGCAGGGGGAUGGGACCAAGAAAGAGCUCGUUCAGGCCCUUUUGGAAUGGGUGAGCAAUCUUCUUCACUGUCUCUUUACAGAGAGCCAUCGCUGACACCUUGGGGUUGCUCAUAGCGCGACGCCGACUUUGACCACUCGUCGGGCGGGUCGACCGUUCAGUCCGACGCGACCAACACCUCGACCGAAACCGCGCGUGCCGAGACUAAGUCGCAGGCAUUACGCAGAGCCGUGACCGUUUCUGUGGCCAGUAAUGCCGAAACCCCUCUUCUCAUGCGCUACGGCCAUUCGCGAAGUCCUGACAAGCCCCAUAGUCGAGGACGGUCGCGUGCUGCUGCAGCGCUCAACGACAUCACUGAAGAGAUCAACGGUCUCGACCUCGAGAGCCUGCAGCUUCAAGACAAGGAGAUUGCCCCUGAAAAAUUGACCAAGCUUGAGAAAGUUGGCUCGGGUGGGUUCAAGGACGUCUACAAGGGGUUGUACCGACGCAAGACGAUCGCAAUCUGCGACAUCCGAGGACAUCUGACCGAAAUGGACAUAAAGGAGCUCGGUCUCUUGCGCGACCUGCGUCACCCCAACAUCGUGCACUUUAUCGGCGUCUCGAUCCCCAAAGAGCCUUCGACGGUUCCCGUCAUGAUUGUCACCGAGCUGUGCGCCAACGGUGACUUGUUCGACUACAUCCGAGGCGUGCCUCACCCGCCCUUCUCGUCGAUGAUCGACAUCAUGCUCGGCAUCGCGCGCGGCGUCGAGUAUCUCCACACGCGCAAACCGACCAUUAUUCACCGUGAUAUCAAGUCGUCGAACGUGCUUAUCACCGCCCAAGGCGUCGCCAAGAUGGCCGACUUCGGGCUGGCGCGAGUCAAGCACACGACCCGAUCGGUCAUCCGCUCCCUUGUCGGGACCGUCAACUGGCAAGCCCCCGAACUCUGGGUCGCUCACCCCAAGUACAACGAAAAAGUCGAUGUCUACUCCGUCGGUCUCGUCUUUUGGGAGGUACUGCAGUGGCACCAGCCCGUAAAGCGCUACCCUUUCGAGGGCAUGAAUGAGCACGCCAUCUACGAGCAGGUCGGUCAGAAGCGUAUCCGACCUUCGACGGCUUCGAUGAGGAGACAAUGGGGUGGUGAUAUUCUCGAUCUCGUCGGGGUAAUGUGGGAUCAAGACCAUUCUCUACGACCAUCGAUGAAGCAGGUCGUCCUCGAGGUCAGUUCCUCGUGCUAUAGCAUUUCGUCGUUCAUUUCACUCACGAAUUGCCAUUUCGAAAUACAGCUCGAGGUGUUGAGACUGACCGCGAAGGAUGCUGAAAAGGCUCAAAAGGAUCACGAGCGGUCCGGCCGAGCCUCGCGAUGA